ACCUGGAAGAGAUGUACCCUUCACAACCUGAUUGGAUCUUAAAAACAUGGAUCUAACGGGAAAGGAAAAGAGACACACAGUACACAUAUUGACAUAAAUUAAAACUGCAUUCACCCUAAAGGAUACACAUUCUACAAGAAUGUGUGCCAAGAAAAGGAUACAUGUAAACACGCUAAAUAGGUGCUUAUGGGGAUUGAAGAAGGUAGGGGGAGGCUGGAGUGGGAUAAAUGGGAAUUUAAGAAAUAAUGAAAAUAAGGCACACUAACUCCUCAGCUCUCAACCUUUUGCCUUCCUCAGACACAUAAGAGGAUCCACAACUGUCCAGAACUUUACCUAGUUAUUAGGUACUCUCUGAUUUCUUUGGAAUGGCUCCUUCCCCAUUGUUUUCUCCUCUCUUUCUCUAAGACCCCCAAAACCAAUUUAUUUGUUCAUUCACUUCAUGCAUAUCCUCCUUUUUGCUCCCUUAGUCACAUCUCUCAUUUCUCAGUCUCUGACCCCUUCAACCAUGUCCUGAUCCUUCUCCCACACCCAGCACCACCGUCCUGCAGAGAAAAGUGUACCCGGAUGAAACCCCGAUGGAAUACUAAACUAACAGAACUCGUCAGAUGACCUUUGCUUUAUCUGCCUGCUUUCUUUCCUCUUCCUUUCUGUUCUCUUCUUUUCCUUUCUUUUCUCUCCUCUUCUCUCUGUCCCUCCUACUUUCACUCUCUCUCUACCGCUUUUCCUCACUCUCUUUUUCUCCCCCCUUGAAGGCACUGUUACUAGCAAUAGAGAGCUCUGGGGCUUGCCUGAAGCCAUGGACAGUCACCACUCCAGGAUUCCCCUUUUAGCGCCUCCUCCCCAUCUUAAUCUCAAAGUCCAGCAAGGAUAGUGAGCAGUUAGAGCCCGACCUCCAACCUACUUCCAUGGGGGUUUGCUUCCUGAGUGGGAGAGAUGACUCUAGUCUGGAGACAUUUGCUGAGACCCUUGUGCCUGGUCACCUCUGCUCCCAGGAUCCUUGAGAUGCGUCCUUUCCUGAGCCUAGGUGCUUCCUGGACAUCAGUAACCAAGCUCAGUCUCCAUACAAGGCCCAGAAUGCCUCCAUGUGACUUCAUACCUGAAAGAUACCAGUCCCUUGGCUACAACCAUGUCCUGGAAAUCCACAAGGAACACCUUUCUCCUGUGGUGACGGCAUUUUUCCAGAAACCCCUGCUGCUCCACCAGGGGCACAUGGAGUGGCUCUUUGAUGCUGAAGGAAACAGAUACCUGGAUUUCUUUUCCGGGAUUGUCACUGUCAGUGUUGGCCACUGCCACCCGAAGGUGAACGCAGUGGCACAAAAGCAACUCGGUCGCCUGUGGCAUACAAGCACUGUCUUCUUCCACCCUCCAAUGCACGAAUAUGCAGAGAAGCUUGCCGCACUUCUUCCUGAGCCUCUUAAGGUCAUUUUCUUGGUGAACAGUGGCUCAGAAGCCAAUGACCUGGCCAUGCUGAUGGCCAGGGCGCACUCAAACAACAUAGACAUCAUUUCUUUCAGAGGAGCCUACCAUGGAUGCAGUCCUUACACACUUGGCUUGACAAAUGUAGGGGCCUACAAGAUGGAACUCCCUGGUGGGACAGGUUGCCAACCAACAAUGUGUCCAGAUGUUUUUCGUGGCCCUUGGGGAGGAAGCCACUGUCGAGAUUCUCCAGUGCAAACAAUCAGGAAGUGCAGCUGUGCACCAGACUGCUGCCAAGCUAAAGACCAGUAUAUUGAGCAGUUCAAAGACACGCUGAGCACAUCUGUGGCCAAGUCAAUUGCAGGAUUUUUUGCAGAACCUAUUCAAGGUGUGAAUGGAGUUGUCCAGUACCCAAAGGGGUUUCUAAAGGAAGCCUUUGAGCUGGUGCGAGCAAGGGGAGGUGUGUGCAUUGCAGAUGAAGUGCAGACAGGAUUUGGAAGGUUGGGCUCUCACUUCUGGGGCUUCCAAACCCACGACAUCCUGCCUGACAUUGUCACCAUGGCUAAAGGGAUUGGAAAUGGCUUUCCCAUGGCAGCAGUCGUAACCACUCCAGAGAUUGCCAAAUCUUUGGCCAAACGCCUGCAAUACUUCAACACCUUUGGAGGGAACCCCAUGGCCUGUGCCAUUGGAUCUGCUGUGCUUGAGGUGAUUAAAGAAGAAAAUCUACAGGAAAACAGUCAAGAAGUUGGGACCUACAUGUUACUAAAAUUUGCUAAGCUGCGGGAUGAGUUUGAAAUUGUUGGAGACGUUCGAGGCAAAGGCCUCAUGAUAGGCAUAGAAAUGGUGCAGGAUAAGAUGAGCCGCCGACCUCUUCCCCGUGAAGAAGUGAAUCAGAUCCAUGAGGACUGCAAGCACAUGGGGCUCCUCGUUGGCAGAGGCGGCAUUUUUUCUCAGACAUUUCGCAUUGCACCCUCAAUGUGCAUCACUAAACCAGAAGUUGAUUUUGCAACAGAAGUAUUUCGUUCUGCCUUAAUCCAACACAUGGAAAGAAGAGCUAAAUAACAUUCUCAGAAAUAAAACCACAAGUCUCAAGAAUUUGCCACUUAUGUUCAAGGGUGAAUUUGAAGAAUUUCAGAAUCACUGGUAUCCAGAGAACACCUGCAGCUCUCCAUAAAAGCUGUAGAAGACAUGGUUGACUGCCUACCAACCAUAUUUGUUAGCAGAGCCCCUAUUAUCUUGAGAACUCCAUUCUUCAGGGAAAAGAUCUCCCCAGCUCAGAGAAUAAAUCCUAAUUAGGUUAUGUUAGGUAUGGUAAUUUGAUUCCCCUUUGCAGUGAUUGGUUUAUGCAUGAAUAUGUGAUGUAUUUUUGUCCAACAAAUCUUGAAGAAAAAUAUUUUGGUGGAGGUGCCUUCAGGGAAAGUUUGCUUCACCCCCCACUCUUCAGCUCAAGAAGAGAUAUCUUAUUCUUGCAGUGAGAACACCGUAUAUCCAUAAUGAGAUUCCUGGCACCAUAUCAGCUGUCUUGAAGUCAUGAGGACAACCCUUUUUGGUGAGGCUGGAAGAUCGAUGGAAGCAAAGUGCUUAGUGAUGUCAAUGAGCUACUCACUUAAGCAUUCCUGAAGCCACCCUGCCUCAGGGCUUCUUGAUAUAUGAGGUAAUAAAUUCCU
Molecule: messenger RNA, 3083 nt
Organism: Chlorocebus sabaeus (green monkey)
Lineage: Eukaryota; Metazoa; Chordata; Mammalia; Primates; Cercopithecidae
Gene: AGXT2
Product: alanine--glyoxylate aminotransferase 2
Biological process (GO): glyoxylate catabolic process
Cellular component (GO): mitochondrion
Molecular function (GO): pyridoxal phosphate binding; L-alanine:glyoxylate transaminase activity
Source: RefSeq, a predicted model, not a curated record